Molecule: messenger RNA, 3711 nt
Organism: Nomia melanderi (Alkali bee)
Lineage: Eukaryota; Metazoa; Arthropoda; Insecta; Hymenoptera; Halictidae
Gene: Cnb
Product: centriole duplication and spindle assembly protein centrobin
Biological process (GO): regulation of cilium assembly; centriole replication; mitotic cytokinetic process
Cellular component (GO): centrosome; centriole
Source: RefSeq, a predicted model, not a curated record
UUCUGACUCGUGUUAAUGACUCGGGGAUGCUUCCCUUUAAAGUAACGUUGUUUGGUUAGUUUAUUUACAAAUUUUUUGAAUUACAUAUACUGUAAUGAGAUGUGUUAACGAAGGGCCAAAAAAACUCGGCUGGAAUAGAGGAAUGUUCGCACAUCGUUUGUACUAUUAAGGUUUAUAAUCUUUUUUCUGAAUAUUAUUCAAUGAAAGUGGUGAACUCCAAACUUCUGUUUACACGGUUUGCUUGUCUCACAAAUUUGGGAGAAUGUGUAAAUACCUUGUAAAUACUUGUACAUUACUACAGAAUUUACAAUAGUGAGGUUUGGUUUGUUUUGGUGAGAGGAAAUUCUAAUGGAUGAUGAGUGAUUCUGAUGAUACUGAUGUUUUACUCCUAAUUCCACCUGACCUAUUCCUUGUAACAUCGUCUUCAGAAUCUGACGACAGUUUUGACCGUGAGAAAGUGGACUAUAAUCGUAAAGGAACCGGAGUGAUAUCAGAACUUGUGGAACAUAUGCAGUCGCUUGAAAGCAGAAUUAUUGCUAUUGAAUCCAAAGAUAACAGCUUAGAUGCGACUUUACUAAACAAUUCAUUGGAUUCACAAUUUCAAAGUAAUACAUCUACUAAGCUUAGACAGACGUUACCUAGAACUAAAUUCUAUGUAAGUCAAAGCUCUAGCUUACAGAGUACACCUGUAAAGCCUCGGCAAUCCUUAUCUGUUCCUUCAACUCCUAAUGGUUACUCAUUGUCAAACCAUAUUAAUUUUCAUCAUGAUGACAUGAAAUCUGGGAAUAAUAUUUCUAAGGUUAAUGGUACUAAUACUACUAACGCUAAUGAUCAUGACAAGAAUAAGCAUGAUUGUCUAAUAUCCCAUUCUGACUCCUCUGUGGUGGUACCUUUUGUUUCUUGCAGUGUGGGUUUCCCGCAUGCUAUUGGUAUUUCUUCCAAAGGGGAACCUUGCUCGUAUUCAUUUGAUUAUUCUAAGAAUACAAAUAAUAUGUAUAAUAAACCUUAUGUUAAUCCACUGAGUUCAAUGCCAUCUAUUUCAACUUUAAUUAGCACAACAGAACAACCAAAUUCUUAUUCUAAAGCUAUCAUACAAGAGAUGGAGCUAUUUGAAGUGGAUGAGCUACUCCAGGAAAUGGAAGCAACUGAACAAGAAUUAUCAAAACGUAUAAAUAGAGCCUCAGUGCAUCAAUCUUUUAAGGAAGAUAAUGACACUUCAAUGCCUGAUCAAAGUAGUGAUACAUUAAGGAGCAAGGUUCAUGAUGAUACACAUAAACAAUCCUUUAAUCGCAGAUUGGAGUUUGCCUUGCAAGAUUCCACUCAGUAUCAUAAUGGAAGAUCACUUCCAUCUCAAAAAAAGAAUUCUGAUGUAUUUCCUGAUAUAUCUCUCCCAUAUAAUGAUUCAUUCUACAUUGAUCGAACAAAUAAAAUGAUCUCAGAGUUUAAAGUAUGGGAACAAAGUGUUAAAAAACCAAUAUUAAAGACUGAACAAAUAGAAGAUAUAAAUACAAUAAAAAAUAUAAACAAUUUUAAUAAAUCAAUAUUUAAUGCAAAUGAUGCAAAACGAAAAGAAUCUAUUGUAGAACAAGUACCUGUUAGUGUAAAUGAUACAAAUAGUGCAGGUACAAAUAAUACCCUUGCUGUGCAUACACGACCUGUGCAAAAAAAUUCAGAGUCUUCAUUGCAUAAUGAAUUAUCACAAUAUAAUACUGCAACAUCAACAAGAAGUACAGAAUCAUAUGCACCAUGUUUAACAGAGACCUAUAGAAGUUCCCAACAGAAUGGUAAUGUUCAACAUACAAAAGAAGUGCAUGAAGUACCAUUUACUGUACAUAGUAAAAAUACUGUUAAUGCUUCAACUAAUACAGAUAUCUUUCCAAGGAAAUCACAAAGGCUUCUGUCAUUAUCCGAUUUUUGGGAUGACACUGGCACUAAAUCUCUAGAUGAAAUGCGUAGAAUUAAAUUAGAAGAAGAAAAAUUUCGGCGUGAGCAUUGUGAACAUUUAAUUCAAGAGCUUCAAAAACGACUGCUGGAGCAACAAGAAAAAGUUGCAGUAGCUCUUAGAGUAGAUAAUGAAAAAAAUGAAUUAAUAUCACAGUUUCAUAAUGGAUGGUCUAAAUUGAAACAACGAAUUCACGUUUUAGAAAAUGAAUACAGUACUUUACAAACAAAUCUAAAAAAUGUAACAGAGAAGCAUCAAUUAGAAAUUUCGGAGUUUCAAUCACAAAUUAAACGAUAUGAAGGAGAACUAUCUAAAGCUUUAGAUCUUGCAGCUGGUUAUAAAGAAAAAAGUGAUAAUGCGAUGAAAGAAAAAGUUGAAUUGUUAAAAAGUCAUGCUGAUGAGUUAGAAAAUUAUAAAUCAUUUGUGCAAGCAGCUGAAAAUAGGUGUGAACAAUUAAAAGUAGACUAUGAUAAAUUAUUAGAAAAAAAUAAACAAAAUGAAGAAACCAUAAAAAGUCAUCAACAAGACUUAACUAAAGAACGAUUAAAAGGUGUGGAAGUUAGAAAUGAAAUGAAUGUUAUUCAUAAAGCAUUAGACACUUGUGAAGCUGAACUUACUGUAUUGAGGCAAGAAAAGGAAAAUUUACAAUUGAAAUUAAAAGAAGAAAUAAAUAGAAAUACAAUCUUAGAUCAAAAAAAUGCUGCACUACUUUCAUCAAUCGAUGAUGCAAAAAAAGCAGAGAAAGUAGCUAAAGAUGAAACUAAAUCUCUUGCCGAGCAAAAAGAAAAAAUUAGAUUGGAAAUGCAAGAAGUAUAUCAGAAACAAGUCGAUGAAGUUGUAAAAGUUAAAUUACAAGAAUUCCAAACGCAGCUUGAUGCCGCAGAAACAGAAUUCCUUGAAGAAUUAAAAACCAGACAGCAAGUUAUUGCUGAAUGCGCGGCAAGGAAAAUUAAAGAUGUUAUUGAUAAACAUCGACUAGAAAUAAACUUAGUAGAAGAAAAACAUAAAGAAGAGAUACGAUUGUAUGAACUCCAGUUGGCACAAGCUUUACAAAAAUCGGCCAUAUUAGAGGCGCAACUCAAUUCUCAACGCGCUACCAAAUCUCAGCUUGCUGAACAAUUGCAUUCUGUGAUGCAAAAGCAAUGGCAACAGGCGUUACAAAUUAUAUCAGGUGGAAAUAUGGAGGAUUUAACACCACUUCAAAAAAUUCACGCUGAAAAAUUGUUCAGGGGCCCAAAAAAAUCGGAAUCAAUGCCAAAUUGUUAUAUGAAACUUUUACAAGAACCAACAAAAUUAAAAUUACAGACUGUAGAUACAAAAAUUUUUCAUGAUCAAAAUGAGAGUUUAAGUACAAUGACACCGAUAGAAGACACUCCAUUAAGUAGCAAAGACUCAAAGGAUGACCUUCGAAAAUAUGUCAAAAUGAUUGUUGAUAUGCAGAAAUCAAGAGAAGAACUGUUGAGAGUCAGAGAAAAUAUUCAGAGUCCGCCAUUAGUUUGUAGGGAAGUGCCUCGGAAACAUUACACGAAAAAAGAAUUGAGCAUAAAGGAUGAUGACAGUAUUAUGUGGCAAGCUACACCUGAAGCUAGUCAAGAUACCACUGAAUGUAUUUCAAUUCCACAAAAAGUUUGCAUGAAGGGAGAUCAACAAAAGAAUAAACCACCAUGGAAAUGAUAUAUUAGUAGCAGCUCUGAAAAUGUUGAUUAUGGAAUUGAUGAAGUGGACAAUGUUUAUACAGUGCAUUUAUUUAGCCCUAAUUAAAAUAUAUA